AAAUGAUAGGACUAGUACUUGGUACUGUCCCAUGCGCUGCACUAUCCUGAAACCCCUUCUGUGCAGAAUGGAAUCAGCCAAUUCUAAGAUGGCGUGAGGCAGAAGCAGAGUUUGAACUUUGGAGUUUGGACCCAGGCUCUUUGGACCAUUGUUUGUCCAUUUUCUUUCACAAUUUUUUUGCAACCGUCCAAUACGCAUCAACAGAGACAAUGUGACGCUAAAUACUCGGUAUGACUGCCUGGGGCUUCCCAGUAUCAGCAGGUGCAGCACCAUAAAAUUUUCUGAUGGCGGAAAAUCCUCGCCAAGAUCUGUUCCUGGACAUUUCUCAGAACUUACUAGAUGAACAACUUCAAGACCUUUGCAACUACAUCAGCGGUGCAAAAAUUUUACCAGCGAAAUUUGUUCAAAAAGCUGAUGCUCACCAAAUCUUUAAUCAACUCGAGAACGAGCAGAAGUUGAAGUUAGGGGAUCUAUCACUUCUGGCAAAGAUCUUGAGAAAAAUUGGCAGACAUGACUACGCUGAGCAGGUGGAGGAACUUGCUGAAAAUGAGAGGAAAGAUUCUUCAAGUGAGCAGAGUGAUUCUGCAUGCAAGCGCAGAAGACUGGACACAACUGAGACCAAAGAGACACAAGAACAGGCAAAUGCACUAAGGAGUGCUGUAUCCACUUUGUACAAAAACACCCUCAACAUGUUGAAGCCUUUGCCUUGGGACCCCAGAUUCAGUCUUGACCUUGAUGCAGUUUUCACUAGUCUUGAAUUAGUUAGUCUUCAUGGCCUUCAAGACAGAGGAAACCUGGCCUCACUCGAUGGUGUCUUUGACCAUCAGAAAAAAAAUGAUCAAGAUAAAAGAUUUAAUGUUUUGGUUGUUGGAGAUGCUGGAGGUGGAAAAUCAACCCUACUUUCAAAGACAGCCCUUGAUUGGUCAUGUGGAAAGGGCAGGCUAGCAGAGAUGAAUAAGAUUGUCUUAUUGGUUCGGCUGAGAGAGGUUCAGCCAGGAGAAUCCAUUGCUAGGAUCAUAUGGGACCAGUGUGUUACACAAUCGGAGGACAUCAGUGUUUCUUCUAUAGAGACUUGUCUCAGGGAAAAUGAGCCAAAACUGGUGUUCCAGUUGGAUGGCUAUGAUGAACUGGUUCCAGGUGCAUGUGAGUCUAAAGAGACCAUUCCUAAACUUCUUGCAAAGAAAUUAUAUCCCAGAAGCACAGUCAUAGUUACCUCCAGGCCUUUCACAGGUGUUGAACAAUACAUGAAGGUCAAUUGUGAAAUGAAAGUUAUGGGAUUUUCCCCAAGGAAUGUGGAGAAAUAUGUCACCACAUAUUUCAACACUGUAGAGAAACCAGGCUUAGCAGAUUCACUUGUCAAAGCACUACAAGCCAAUAUUAUAGCUAGAAGUCUGAUCCAGACCCCUAUGUUCCUCAUGCUGAUCUGUGUGCUAUGGGAAGAUGACCCAACCAGGGUGUUCCCAGGGACAAUGUCAGGCUUGUACCAGGAGCUGCUUGCAUGUGUAGUCAGGAAGUUCUGUGUCAGGGAAGAUCUGCCUAUGCCUAAUGAUGAGUUUCCCUCUAUGGUAUCAACUGCACUGCUUCGUCUAGGUAAACUUGCCUUAGAGUCAUUCUUGAGAGGUGAGAGCUUGGUAGACCUUGGAAACACCCCUACCAUUUUAGAUACUGACAUUCUACUGAAACUUGGCAUUGUUUCCAAAGAAGUGUCUGCAUCCAGACUUCACCCAAGAGAACAGUUGAAUUUUCCUCACAAGACCAUGCAGGAGUUUCUUGCAGGCAGAUAUGUUGCUGACACAGUCAAAACUUCCUCAGGUCAUCUGCAUGAGUUAGUUCCACUGGACUCACAGGAUAAACUUCAACGGCAGAGUAACCUGGUCCAGUUUAUUUGUGGCUGUGGAGGUAAAGCCACAAGGGAGAUGCUGGCACAAUUUAACAAACUACAUGUAUGUGAAGCUGUGUCUGAGUCUGAGCCUGAGUCUGAGCCUGACAAUGCUGACAAUACAUCUUUAAAAGAUCUCUGCAUGAUGAGUUUGUAUGAAGGUCAGGAUCCCAGGUAUUUCCCAAUAGUAAGCACACUGCUGUCAUCUCUGGACUUGACCAUCAAUGUCCCCUCUAAACAAGGAGCUGCACUUAAGUACUGUCUCAAUCAUGCUCCAGCAGUACCUGAGGGUAGAUCAUUGAAGCUUGCAGUAAAAGAGGCCAGUAAAGGAGAUGCAGUAGAAUAUCUGUCUUGUUUGGUAGAAAAACAUAUGCCUGACGUACAGUUGUAUUUUGAACUAUUUCUUAGGCAUUGUUACAUAGGUAAUAAGCUAUGUAAGCUGAUCCCUUUACUGCAAAAUGUCCCACAUGUGCAAACACUGAACCUUAGAAAAACAGGCCUCACUCCCGAAUCACUCCAGUCACUUGGAGGGAUCCUGCCUAAGCUAGUCAAGCUUGAGAGACUUGAUCUGUCAGGCAAUGAAAACAUUGGAGAUACUGACAUGAGAGUACCAAGUGAAGAGUUUAAAAUUAAUUUGACAUUUCUAAAUCUCAGGAAGUCUGGGCUCGGGGACUUAUUUGUGAAAUCCCUUGCUGCUGUGCUGCAUAAUUUGCACCGUCUGGUAGAUAUAGACCUUUCUGAUAACAAAAUAGGGUUGGCAGGGCUGGAACCCUUUUCUGUCAUCCAGCAUCCUGUUGCCAGCCUAAAGAAGGUCAGCCUCUAUGAUAACAAGAUAGGGGAUGUUUGUAUGAGAUCCCUUGCCAGUGUGCUGCAUCAUCUAUCCUGUCUGGAGGACCUAAACCUGUCAUACAACAACAUAGGAAGUGAAGGGAUGGAACCCUUCGCUGCCAUCGAGCAGCCUGUUGCCAGUCUGAAGGUGCUUAACCUCUGUAAAAACAAGAUAGGAGAUGUUUGUAUGAGAUCCCUUGCUGCUGUGCUGCAUCAUCUACCCUGUCUUGAGGACCUGAACCUGUCUUACAACAACAUAGGCUCUGAAGGGAUGGAACCCUUUGCUGCCAUCGAGAAGCCUGUUGCCAGUCUGAAGGUGCUCAGCCUGUCUAGUAACAAGAUAGGGGAUGUUUGUAUGAGAUCCCUUGCCAGUGUGCUGCAUCAUCUUUCCUGUGUGGAGGACCUAAACCUAUCUUACAACAACAUAGGGAAUGAAGGGCUGGAACCCUUUGCUGCCAUCCAGCAGCCAGUUGCCAACCUAAAGGUGCUCGACCUCAGUAAUAACAAGAUAGGGGAUGUUUGUAUGAGAUCCCUUGCCAGUGUGCUGCAUCAUCUUUCCUGUGUGGAGGACCUAAACCUAUCUUACAACAACAUAGGGAAUGAAGGGCUGGAACCCUUUGCUGCCAUCCAGCAGCCAGUUGCCAACCUAAAGGUGCUCGACCUCAGUAAUAACAAGAUAGGGGAUGUUUGUAUGAGAUCCCUUGCCAGUGUGCUGCAUCAUCUACCCUGUGUGGAGGACCUAAACCUAUCUUACAACAACAUAGGGAAUGAAGGGCUGGAGCUCUUUGCUGCCAUCCAGCAGCCCAUUCCCAGUCUGAAGGAGCUCAACCUCUCUCAUAACAAGAUAGGGGAUGUUUGUAUGAGAUACCUUGCCAGUUUGCUGCAUCAUCUACCCUGUCUUGUGGACCUGAACCUGUCUUACAACAACAUAGGCUCUGAAGGGAUGGAACCCUUCACUGCCAUCCAGCAGCCUGUUGCCAGUCUGAAGGUGCUUAACCUCUGUAUAAACAAGAUAGGGGAUGUUUGUAUGAGAUCCCUUGCAGCUGUGCUGCAUCAUCUAUCCUGUUUGGAGGACCUGGAUCUCUCUCAAAACAACAUAGGAGAUGCUGAGCUUGCUUCCAUUGUUGCUAGCCUGCACCAUGUCCCCUGCCUGAAAUAUCUUACACUGUCUGGCAAUAGCAUAACGGAAAUUGGCAUUAAAGACUUUGCACAGACCAUCCCCAUGAUGCCUGCACUAAAGUAUCUGAACCUGAAACCCUGUAAGACAGUCCACCUAGAUGACACAGGUUCUACAUCCAUCGUCACCAUGCUGACCAGGCUGCCUGGGUUGGAAUGCCUGAAUCUGAUGAACAUCUCCAUGCAGGCUGCAGGGUUCAUGGAUAUGGUUAAAGCUGCGGCAGAACAAGAGGUGGAGUUUUUGGACUUUAGGCUGUACUACUCAGAGCAUCUAAUUCCACUGGAAGAUACAUGUGCCUGGGAAUUGGAACCUUACAACCUUGUAUUUUGUGACGAGCAUCCAGGAGAUGAAGAUGAUGAAUACAGUUAUGAUGAAAUGUCAUCCGACUCUGAUGAUGACUUUCUGGGUUGGUGAAAGAUCCACCUUUACUGUAAGGUAGACACUAUGUUGGCUACGACAGAGCCCUAGAACAGCUGUCACUUACUUCCCUGUACCUGAGACGCCGCAGUCUUUGUUUGAAGUUUGCAUUGUCUGUGUCGAAGUCCCCACUAUUCUCUGGCUGGUUACCCCCGAAAAGGAGAAGUGUUCAUGGCAAAGAACUACAAACAAAGGACAACUACACACAGUUUAGAUGGAGAUCAUCCAGAUUCAGAAAUAGCACACUUCCUUUCAUUGUAUCAUUGUUGAACGAAUCUUAAUGAUGUUUUUAACAGAUGUUUUAUGUAUCAUACACCAAUUCAGCCUUGUAUGGCUGCAAUAAUAUGUACAUGUUUAUGCGCAUUUGUUUUGGCGCUAAUAAACCAUUCAUUCAUUCAUUCAAAGUGAAAGUAACUUCACAGUCAACGAUAUAUCCAACAAAGAUAAAACCAAACACAGGCACAUUGCAUGUACGCCAGGUCUUUGACAUGUGUGUGACAUGUACACAAGUAAUAAGAAGAGGCCAUAUUGAACUUGUCAUGAUUUGAUGUCUUCUUCUGUGAUUACUCAGUUUAUCUUUGAGGGUCUGAUUCAUUCUUAUUGUUUUACUCACAUGGUUUUGCAAUACUUAGUACUGUUUUUCUUUAUUUUCAAUUCACCUCCUCCUAACUGUUACAAAAACAGAUGAGAACACUAAGCUGGAUCCUAAUACAUCUGCUUGGAAAUUAUUUGCGUGUACUGUAGAUCCAUUAAAUGUUGCGGUCAGUAAUUUUAGCGGUUGGGGGAAAGGGAUUACUUGAAGGCAUUUGAUAUUAAUGGUGAGAACACGUAUCACUGUCUCAAAUGUUGAGAGACAAAAUAAUUGCAAUGAUGAAAUUUUAGCAGUUGAUUAGUGACUGCAAAAGUUACUUAGCAAAUCAAGAUUGGAACCAAAUAUGUAAUACAUGCAGCAUGAUGAUGCAGGGUUGGCUGUCCAAAAACCUUGCUUUAUAAGAAGUGCAUAUCAUAGUGGAUCGUAGUUUAUAAGAAUACAAGUGAUGUUCAGAUCUGUGAUAUUAAUUUCUACACUUAAGAUUUAUGAAAAAGUGAGAAAACUCCAUGUACCAGUACCAAUUUAUGUGUUUGUCAACAUGUCUUUG
Molecule: messenger RNA, 5440 nt
Organism: Branchiostoma floridae (Florida lancelet)
Lineage: Eukaryota; Metazoa; Chordata; Leptocardii; Amphioxiformes; Branchiostomatidae
Product: nucleotide-binding oligomerization domain-containing protein 2-like
Exons: 6
Coding region: 285-4298 (1337 amino acids)
Biological process (GO): regulation of apoptotic process
Molecular function (GO): protein binding
Source: RefSeq, a predicted model, not a curated record